CCUCCCCUUCGUGCUUGCAACCCCACCGCCGCACUGUGCUGCCCGCAAACCAACCAUUUUUCAAGGUAGCUUUAUGCAUGUGAGAUCCAAGUAGGCCUCACUGGCGUCAUGUCACAUAUUCACUCACCACUCAUAGUUACCCUCGUUAGCUUAAACAUCCCUAACUGCCACUUACAAGAUGGAUGGUAGCUUUAUCGAGGAUGAAUCUCACAACCCAGAUCCCAUAGCAGAACUCAUCGAAAACUACAAUGAGCUCAACAGCUCCGUCAUCGAAGAGCUCACCGAGGAGCCAAGUCCCCUCGAGUUUAUGAGAUAUGUCGCCAAAAACACCCCCUUUGUCGUACGAGGCGCCGCCAAGGACUGGAAAGCCACCAAAGAGUGGAAUGUCAACUUUUUGAAAGACUUUCUCAAACACGAGACGGUGAAUGUAGCCGUGACGCCUCACGGCAACGCAGACGCCCCAACACCACACCCCACCCCAUCCUCCCCCCUCGUCUUCGCCCAACCCCACGAAGAAGACCAGCCCUUCCCCGUCUUCCUCGACUACCUCACCACCCAGUCCUCCCUCCCAGCCGGCGGUGAGCCCAUCGGCGAAGUGAGAUACGCCCAGACCCAAAACGACAACCUCCGGCAUGAAUACCUCCGCCUAUUCUCCCACUGCCUCCCCUCCAUCCCCUUCGCCCGGAUAGCCCUCGACCGGGACGCCGACGCGAUCAACCUCUGGAUAGGAAACCAGCACUCCACCACCGCCCUCCACAAAGACAACUACGAAAACAUCUACGUCCAGAUCCGCGGCCGGAAACAUUUCGUCCUCCUCCCGCCCAUCUGCCACCCCUGCGUGAAUGAGCGGUUGCUUCCCUCGGCAGUCUACUCACGCAAGACCACUUCCCCAACCGAAGCAGCCAAUAAGGAGGAGCCGGUAUCAUCACCAGAAGCAGAUGGGUCUACAUUUUCACCCUCAUACCUAGAGCUCAAAGUCUCGGAGCAAAAAGUCCCCUUCCCAAUCUGGGAUCCCGACCGCCCUUUUCAAAACGAAACAGAAUACUCCUGCCUCGCCUGCCCUGUGCGAGCCAGUUUAAAUCCAGGAGACAUGUUAUAUCUUCCCGCGUUAUGGUACCACAAGGUAGCCCAGAGCGUCGACAACGAAGGGGUUUGUGUAGCAGUCAACUACUGGUACGACAUGGACUUUACCGGGCCCCUCUACCCCCUAAGCACAUUUGUUCGUUCAGUCUACAAAAAAGAGUUGAGGGGAGAAGAGGAGGAAAAGGAGGAGGAAAAGGAGGAGGAAGAGGCAGUCAAUGAGAAAGACCUGGUUGAUAAUGCUGAGCAGCACCAACGCUUGACAUAAAUCACAAAAAAAAUUGUAAAAAAUCA
Molecule: messenger RNA, 1374 nt
Organism: Podospora bellae-mahoneyi
Lineage: Eukaryota; Fungi; Ascomycota; Sordariomycetes; Sordariales; Podosporaceae
Exons: 2
Coding region: 179-1348 (389 amino acids)
Molecular function (GO): 2-oxoglutarate-dependent dioxygenase activity
Source: RefSeq, a predicted model, not a curated record